Messenger RNA from Boeremia exigua, 597 nucleotides. RefSeq lists its product as uncharacterized. The transcript has 2 exons. The record is from RefSeq and is a predicted model, not a curated record. Lineage: Eukaryota; Fungi; Ascomycota; Dothideomycetes; Pleosporales; Didymellaceae. The coding region runs from base 1 to 597 and encodes 198 amino acids.
AUGCCGUUCCUCCUCGCCUUCCCCCAAGAUGCUUCGCCUCGCCUGAGGGGACUGCAGAUGUGCCAGCUGGGCGUUGUUAGCCUGACAACCGUGUAUGUCUUCCUCGCAGCCGUCAUACCGAGCACGCACAAGGCAUUCACGUUCUCGCUGCUCUACGGCUUGAUCUUCACAAGCAUCACGACCUCCAUCCUUAUCAACAAGGAGCAGAAGGCUGCGGCACAGGGUAUCUUGACCAAGGACAAGUACAUGAAGUACCAGUUCUGGAAGAUCACUGCUGGCUUCGUCAUGUACUUCUUCGCCUUCGUCGGUUUCGCCCUUACUCCUCAUGGCAAUGAGAAGCUGGGCAGGAACGAGAACGGGCUCGUGAUGAAUGGCGUGAAGGUCAACAACUUUCAAUCCAUCAUCCUUUGGACCAACACCUUUAACUGGAUCUUCAUGUGGUCUACUUUGUUCUACUCGUGCUGCAUGACCAGACGCGAGACUGGCCAAAUCCGUCUUGAGGGCGAGGAGGCCAACAUUGCGCUUGGUCAAGACACCACCGGCGACGAGGAGUAUGCUAGGCGUGUCCAGGCUGAGGAUCCCAACUGGCAGGCUUAG